This is a messenger RNA of Drosophila suzukii, 4859 nucleotides long. NCBI's taxonomy places the organism in Eukaryota, Metazoa, Arthropoda, Insecta, Diptera, Drosophilidae. The record is from RefSeq and is a predicted model, not a curated record.
UGGACGCAGUCAAACAUAUUAAAAAUGAGAAUAUUUCAGAGUGCACAGCGCGUUGUCUUUGCGAAUGGAUCAAUUAACUCCGUAAGGGGAGCUUCUUUUCAGGCUUUGGCCAAUCCAACCGAUGAUGCAGUCACUGAAGUUCGACCCUACAAGGACAUACCGCGUCCUAGUAAAUUCGAGUUCGUAAGGGCAUUUCUGCCAGGCGGAGAAUUUCACAAACUCUCCAUUGUGGAUUAUGCAGUAGCGAUGAGAAAACGAUAUGGUGAUAUAUUCAUAAUGCCUGGAAUAUUCGGCCGCCAGGAUAUGGUCACCACUUUCAGUCCCAAGGACAUGGAGAUGGUUUUCCGCAAUGAGGGAACUUGGCCGCAACGAGAUGUCUUCCCUUCGUUGACCUAUUACCGGACUUACAUAAGAAAUGAUUUCUAUGGAGAAAAUAUUGGUAUAGUGUCCGCCCAAGCCGAAGCUUGGGGUAAAAUGCGAUCAGCCCUCAAUCCAAUUUUCAUGCAACCCAAGGGUCUAAAAACAUAUUAUGAACCACUUUCAAACAUCAAUAAUGAGUUUAUUGAGCGUAUUAAAGAAAUACGAGAUAGCAAAACCCUUGAGGUUCCUGAUAACUUUGUGGAGGAAAUAAGCCGCUUGAUUUUUGAAUCCCUUGGCUUGGUGGCCUUCGAUCGCCAAAUGGGUUUGAUCAGGCAGAAUAGAAAUAAUCCCGAUGCCUUGAGGUUGUUUAAAUUAACAAAAGAGUCGCUCAGAUAUGUCUUCAAGGUGGAUUACCAACCGUCGUUGUGGAAAUAUAUAUCCACUCCAACGUUUAGGAAAAUGAUGAGGCUUCUCGAUGAGAGUUUGGAAGUGUCGCAGAAAUUGCUUAAGGAAACCCAAGACUCCCUGGAGAAACGGCGACAGGCGGGCGAGCAAAUAAAUAGCAACAGCAUGCUGGAGCGGAUGAUGGAGGUGGAUCCCAAACUGGCGGUGAUCAUGAGCAUGGACACCAUGUUCGCGGGUGUGGAUGCCACAACUAAUCUCUUGUCAGCUGUGCUCCUCUGUCUGGCCAAGAAUCCCGAGAAGCAAGCGAAGCUGCGGAAGGAGCUUCUUAAGAUAAUGCCCACCAAGGACUCCCCCCUCAACGAGCAGACCAUGAAGGACAUGCCUUAUCUGAGGGCAGUGAUCAAGGAAGCCCUGCGCUACUAUCCCAAUGGCCUGGGAAACUUUCGCAUUUGUCCCACAGACGUCACUCUCUCCGGAUACAAUGUGCCCAAGGGCAGCAAUGUAGUCCUCGGAUCCAAUGUUCUGUUGCAGGACAACAGCUACUAUCCGCAGGCUGAGAAGUUCCUCCCAGAACGCUGGCUAAGGGAUCCCGAGACUGGGAAGAAGACCCCCAUCAAUGCAUUUAGUUUCUUGCCAUUUGGUUUCGGUCCUCGCAUGUGUAUUGGUAAAAGAUUGGUGGAUCUGGAAAUCGAGACGAGUGUUGCCAAGUUGAUAAGAAACUUCCAGGUGGAGUUCAACUACGAUGCCAGUCGCCCUUUUAAGACUUUCAUCUUUAUGGAAGCGGCUAUUCCCUUCCGCUUUAAGUUCAGCGAUAUCGACCAUAGCAAGUGUGAUACGAUAAAUAUGAAUAUUUUGCAGACAGCACAGCGGGUGGCCCUCACAAAUGGUUCCAUUCAGUCUGUGAGGGCAGCUUCUGGGCAGGCACAGGUUUUUGCCAAUGUAACCGAUAAUGUAACUACCCAAGCUAGACCUUAUAAGGAGAUCCCACGUCCUGGGAAGAUAGAGUUCAUAAGGUCGUUCAUGCCGGGCGGCGAGUUCCAUGAUGUCUCUAUUGUGGAUUAUGCGGCAGCGAUGAGAAGUCGUUAUGGGGAUAUCUUUAUAAUGCCCGGAAUGUUCGGACGCAAAGAUUGGGUGACCACGUUUAGUACCAAGGAUAUAGAGAUGGUAUUCCGCAAUGAGGGAAUUUGGCCCGAACGAGAAAUGUUCGCCUCGUUUCAACAUUACCGGACUAAAAUAAGGCCAGACGUCUAUGGAGAACAUCCUGGUCUUGUGGCGUCACAAGCGGAGACCUGGGGGAAAAUUCGAUCAGCCCUCAAUCCAAUUUUCAUGCAACCCAAGGGCUUGAGAACCUACUACGAGCCGCUUUCCUAUAUCAACAAUGAGUUUAUUGAGCGAAUCAAGGAAAUACGAGAUGGUAAGACCCUAGAAGUUCCUGAUGACUUCAUGGACGAAAUGAGACGACUGAUUUUCGAUUCCCUUGGCUUGGUGGCCUUCGAUCGCCAAAUGGGUUUGAUCAGACAGAAUCGGGACAAUCCCGAUGCUCUAGUUCUGUUCAACAUGGCAAGAAAAGUGCUCCAAUAUGUCUUCGAAUUGGAUGUCAAGCCAUCGAUGUGGCGGUAUAUCUCAACGCCUGCGUAUAGGAAAAUGAUGAGCGUACUCGACGAGUCCUUGUUGGCUGCGCAGAAUAUGUUGAGGGAAACCCAGGAGUUGUUGGAAAAACGACGUCAGUCAGGAGAAGAGGUGAAUAGCAAUAGCAUGCUGGAGCGGAUGAUGGACGUGGAUCCGAAACUGGCUGUUGUCAUGAGUUUGGACAUUCUGUUUGCCGGAGUCGAUGCCUCGUCUAAUUUAUGGUCAGCUGUGCUGCUUUGUCUGGCUAAGAAUCCCGAAAAACAGGGCAAACUGCGAGAGGAACUCCUGAAGAUUAUGCCCACCAAGGACACCCUUCUUAACGAGGAGACCAUGAAGGAUAUGCUUUAUCUGAGGGCAGUGAUAAAAGAAGCCCUGCGAUAUUAUCCCAAUGGUUUGGGCAACUUGCGAAUUUGCCCCACAGACGUCACUCUCUCUGGUUACAAUGUGCCAAAGGGCACUAACUUGGUUUUGGCAUCAAAUAUUCUUAUGCAUGACAAAAACUAUUAUUCGGAACCUGAGAGGUUCCUGCCGGAACGCUGGCUAAUGAAUCCCGAGACUGGAAAGAAAACACCGAUCAAUCCUUUCAGUUUCUUGCCAUUUGGCUUCGGACCUCGCAUGUGUAUUGGCAAAAGAUUGGUGGACCUGGAAAUCGAGACGAGUGUGGCCAAGUUGAUAAGGAACUUUCAGGUGGAGUUCAACUACGAUUCUAGUCGUCCCUAUAAAACUUCCUUCCUCAUGGAACCGGCCAUUCCUUUCCGCUUUAAAUUCAGUGAUAUCGACCAAACAGGUUUUCAGUUGAGCACGAGAAUGAUUACCCUGAACAGUGCGCGAUCUAUUGCGAUUUUCGUAGGCCCCGUUCGAUCUCUGAGAUCAGCCUCCGCCUUGGCACAAACUCAGAUAUCUGAGGAAACCAAGCCCUACAAUGACAUCCCACGUCCCAACAAAUUUAAAUUCAUGAGGGCUUUCAUGCCUGGAGGGGAGUUCCAAAACGCAUCAAUAACGGAAUACACCUCUACUAUGCGAAAGCGUUAUGGAGAUAUCUAUAUAAUGCCUGGAAUGUUUGGCCGCAAGGAUUGGGUGACCACAUUUAGCACCAAGGAUAUAGAGACGGUUUUUCGCAACGAGGGUAUCUGGCCACAUCGCGACGGUCUGGAUUCGAUUGUUUAUUUUCGCCAACACGUUAGACCAGAUGUUUAUGGAGAGAUUCAGGGUCUGGUUGCUUCACAAGACGAGACUUGGGGCAAACUGCGUUCAGCCAUCAAUCCCAUUUUCAUGCAACCAAGGGGACUGAGAAUGUACUACGAACCCCUGUCGAACAUUAACAAUGAGUUCAUAGAGCGAAUUAAGGAGAUCCGCGAUCCCAAGACCCUGGAAGUACCCGAGAAUUUCACGGAUGAAAUCUGUCGAAUGAUUUUUGAGUCACUGGCCCUGGUGGCAUUCGAUCGACAAAUGGGUUUGAUCAGAAAGAACCGCGAUAAUCCCGAUGCAUUAACCCUCUUUCAGACCACGAGGGAUAUCUUUCGGUUGACAUUCAAGCUGGACUUUCAGCCCUCUAUGUGGAAGAUUAUUUCGACACCCACUUACAGGAAAAUGAAAAGAACCCUCAACUCCAGUUUGGAUGUGGCCCAGAAAAUGCUGAAGGAAAAUCAGGAGGCGCUGGAAAAGCGUCGCGAAGCGGGUGAAAAAGUAAACAGCAACAGUAUGCUAGAGAGGUUGAUGGAGAUCGAUCCCAAAGUGGCAGUGAUCAUGGGUUUGGACAUCCUUUUCGCCGGUGUGGAUGCCACUUCAACACUUCUUUCCGCGGUUCUACUAUGUCUUUCAAAACACCCUGAAAAGCAGCAGAAACUGCGAGAGGAGCUUUUGAGGAUCAUGCCCACAAAGGAUAGCCUUCUCAACGAGGAUACCAUGAAGGAUAUGCCCUAUUUGAGGGCUGUGAUCAAAGAGACCCUGCGAUACUAUCCCAAUGGUUUGGGAACCAUGCGCACAUGCCAAAAUGAUGUGAUACUUUCCGGUUAUACGGUGCCCAAGGGAACAACUGUUCUACUUGGUUCCAAUGUCCUGAUGAAAGACAGCUCGUUCUAUCCGCGACCAGAUGAGUUUUUACCAGAGCGAUGGCUAAGGGAUCCGGAGACGGGUAAGAAGAUGCAGGUCAGCCCCUUCACAUUCUUGCCCUUUGGCUUUGGACCCCGCAUGUGUAUUGGCAAAAGAGUGGUGGACCUGGAAAUGGAGACCACUGUGGCCAAACUGAUUCGCAAUUUCCACGUGGAGUUCAAUCGGGAUGCCAGCAGACCUUUCAAGACCAUGUUCGUCAUGGAACCGGCUAUUGCAUUCCCCUUUAAGUUUACUGAUGUCGAUCAGUAAUUCCCAUUUUAUUCGUUGCAUUUAGUUGUGCAAUAAGUUCCUUAUAGCUAUAUAUUUUGUUUACAAUAAAUGUUUUCUUGAUAACACCGCCGGUAGAUAAGAUA